UACUUACGCAUCGCUUCGGGGCGCUCUUGAACGCAGUCGCCCUAGCACAGCCAGCAGCAACUUCUCCACUUCUCCAGCUGAUCGGUUCUGUUGGUAGCCUUUUGCGUAUGCCAGCCUGCUUUUGUUAAGCUAACGUUAUUUACGCUUGUUUUCAUCUAACUACAGUCUGCAUUCUGUAACUGUUGCUAAUGCUUUAACAACGCUUUGCUUAGCUGUGCGUCUUCAAGUCGGCGAUGGUCAUUACGCUUCGCCCGGUGGGCAGGUUGUUCAUCAUUUUUUAUAUUGCUUUUACUAAAGAAUCUUCAGGCAGUAGCAACGCUUUAUGUACUGCAGCGGGUAAUGGGAGGAGCGCACGCCGCUGGACACAACCGAUCGUGACAAGUUCGCUCCGUUCGCGCUCGACUCGAUGACUGGCCAAGAUGUUUGAUGAUAUCAGCUUAAGAGCAGAUGCUACCGGCGGGGCAGAUUUUAUGAGAAAACUCAUGUCGGUGUCAAUACACUGUUCCACUAGAACCUUUGGUAAUUUCGCAAGGAAAAACAUGCUCCCUGAUGGGUGGAGUCGAGUAGCGCAGUGCAACAGGUAGAAGAAAAAAAAAACGUAUCGGGUUAGGUGAUUUCGCGUAAAAGAAACCGGUCACGACAAGAAACAAUAAAUGUAACCGCAGCUCAUUUUCGUGCUCGUGCAACGCAUAAUUGACGGUCCAUUUUAUGCACGAAUUCUCAAUACAUCGUGAGGUCGCCGUGUUCGCCGCGUGUGGAAGCAGAGUUGAUCGAAUAGAAUCGCCGACCGCCGGAUGUUGGACAACAAAAAAGUAGACACAAUUAUUCUAUUAAUCUUUAAAUUAGACAGCAUUUAACCGCCAGAAGCUGCACCCUCGCUUCAUAGUUCUGCAUAACAGUGUGUGCGUGCGUGCGCGUGUGUGUUGGUGACUGUGAACAUUCAAUUUCUCCGUCGGUAUUAGCCCGGUAUUCUGCGCGUGUGAGUUGGCGGGACGUUAACAGUAUGGCGAGCAGUGUACGACCUAACUCUUGUAAACCAACCCGUGGCCAUAAUCAAACCAAACCUGCUCAGAAAUAACACCAGCGUAGCUUCUAGUAACCAAACAAACCCCCAAACACAUGUACAGGAUCGAGAAGCAGGUGAUACGACUGGUGCCGGAUGCGCGUGCCCUCGAGCCGCUGCUAACGAAUCAGCGCGGCUCGAUCGAGGAAACCGAUCGCAUCUUGCGCGAAAUCGAACGCAUCAACAUUGCGAUGGGGUACAAGAAGAAGGUGGACGUUGCAUUCCCGCGCAGCGGCCAGGACACGUCGGGCUAUUUCUAUCCCCGGCCGGCAUACUUCCCGCCGAGCGUCGCUCAGCUAAAGACACCGCAGAAAGCUUCCAAGGGUAUCGUGCCGAACCCGUUCGCGGCCCAAACGUUCUUCUAUCCGGCACCGUAUCUGCAGCUGCCCAGCUUGGCCACACCGAGAGCAUUCAGAUUGGUGCCACUGCCAGCAGGGCAAGCCGUGGUGCGAGCAAGCAAAGAGCUUCGCUCACCGAAUCAGAUCUACAUACUUCCGAUCAGUGUCCCGGCAGCGGAUGGACGAUCGAGCGAAAUCCGCUUCAUUCCCAGCACGAUCAACUUUGCCUCCUUCACGCCGGUACAGCUGCGCGGCAAGGCACUCGACCUGGAGGGCAAACGGUCGGCUGCGCUCAAGAAGCCGAAAGGCGUGAUGGAGGACGUCGCCGAGGUGGCCGAUGCGGUGCAGAGCACCAAGCUGGAAGAGGAACUGCUGGAAGAGAUCGCCGAAGCGGUCGACUACGAGGAGGAGGAGGACGAGAAGCAGACGGCGGGAGCGCAGGUGGCCGAUGUGCCCGCCGUGCCGAACGACAAAUUCAUGGGCGACCCCGUCAAGAAGGCUUCCAGCGAGGAGGGCGACGAAGAGGACGAAACCGAACCGGACAUUGAGCUGGUGAUGCUGCAGAAGGUGGCCGGCAAGAGCUUCAACAUUUCGAACGUGUUCAACAACUUUACGCACCGGUUCAAUAUCCUCUCGACGACACCAACGACGGAUUUGUCAGGAUCUGUGGCGGCGGACACGCCCCAGGACCUGAAAGAUCUGAAAGAGAAACCGCUGACCGGGGAGGAAGAUCUGCCAGCGCAGGAUAAGGGACCGUUCGGCAUCUUUGCCACGAAGCAGGCGGAUGCGGGCAGUGGGCUCGUCAUUCAGCGGCUCCGUGUGCGCCAGGGUGGAAUUGCGAUUGCCGGGCCGGGCGGUGUAGCGACUGCGGGCAGCGGUGGUACGGCAAUUGUAGGUCCCAACGGGACGGCCAUUACGCAUCCGCGCAGCCUAACCAUUGCUGGGCCGGGUGCGAAAGUGUACGCCGUACCGGAGACGGUAGAUCUGGAGAAGACGAUCAGCGCCUCCAAGCGUAGUCUGCCGCUCGAUGCGGUUCUGGUGGCGAGUGGUCCCGUUGUCUACUAUCGGACAUGAAAUGGGGUAGAGGGGGAGGCCCCGUUGUUGGGCGUAGCAGGUGUGAAGAGAUGUAAAUAGGAUGCUGUACAAAACUCCUUCUCGCGAGCUGCAGGGAAGUGAGCGAAUUGACUUGCCAUGGGUGGCCUACGACGACGAUGGAGGGAAGGCUGCAACACGCAAACGAUGAUUUCAGUGGACGAACGGUCACGGUGGCGACAAAACUUUACCUUUCAAAUAUUUGCUUUGUCAGUGAUUUCGUUUCACUAUAUCAUGCAUUUGUGUCUACAAAAUUGUGUUAUAAAUGAUCACGAAUGAAUCUCACUUUUUGAAGUUGGCAUCCUGAUUUGCCGAAGUUGACAACUUUGUCAGUGUUUUUGUCGCUGCCUGGGCCAGGCGUCUAUGGAGUACCGACUGGACAGGAAGGGUUCAACUUCCAUCGAUUUCUUUAAACUACGAUUGCAGCUAUGUAGCUUUUAAGUGUACUGUGUAGGAAUGUAAGGAUUUUAAAACUCUUUUUUGGAUCUAAUAAAGUGACAAAAUUUUAUUUAUCAAAUGAA
Anopheles gambiae (African malaria mosquito) is the source of this 3014-nucleotide messenger RNA. RefSeq lists its product as uncharacterized. The coding region runs from base 1120 to 2475 and encodes 451 amino acids. The record is from RefSeq and is a predicted model, not a curated record. The transcript has 2 exons. NCBI's taxonomy places the organism in Eukaryota, Metazoa, Arthropoda, Insecta, Diptera, Culicidae.